Messenger RNA from Zygotorulaspora mrakii, 654 nucleotides. RefSeq names its product enoyl-CoA hydratase PHS1 (gene PHS1). Gene Ontology annotation, cellular component: endoplasmic reticulum membrane. NCBI's taxonomy places the organism in Eukaryota, Fungi, Ascomycota, Saccharomycetes, Saccharomycetales, Saccharomycetaceae. The transcript has a single exon. Bases 1 to 654 code for a protein of 217 amino acids. Gene Ontology annotation, biological process: very long-chain fatty acid biosynthetic process; fatty acid elongation; sphingolipid biosynthetic process. Gene Ontology annotation, molecular function: 3-hydroxyacyl-CoA dehydratase activity. The record is from RefSeq and is a predicted model, not a curated record.
AUGUCCAAGCAGAUUGUUUCUCCAUUUUCAUAUCUUCCCCUGUACAAUCUACUCUCCGCAUUUGGUUGGGCAUACAUAUUGUAUGCUGUGAUUUCGAUUUACCCCAAGAUUGGUCAACCAGUCUUUUUCGAGCAAACUAAACAGGCAGUUAUCAUCAUUCAAUCAUGCGCAGCCAUUGAAAUAUUCAACUCUGCUCUUGGGAUUGUCCGGUCACCUUUGACAACCACGGUGGCUCAGGUUACGUCAAGGUUGGUAGUGGUGUUGGGUAUUUUUUCCCUAUUGCCAGAGACUCCUGCUGCUCGGUCCUAUGCCUACAUAUCACUACUCCUAGCAUGGUCCAUUACCGAAGUGAUUAGAUAUCUCUUUUACUUUUACUCCCUAUCUGCCAAGGAAGGACCCUCCAAACUUCUCGUCCUAUUGCGGUACAACUUAUUCUGGUUGCUGUACCCGAUUGGUGUUGGAAGUGAAUUAUACAUUAUUUUCAGUGCAUUGCCAAUAGCAGCAUCCAAAUAUUCUGAACAGUACCGGUAUUUUUUAAUUGUCUGCAUGUUCCUAUACAUUCCGGGAUUUCCAACAUUAUUUCUGCAUAUGGUCACACAGAGAGCCAAAGUUAUGAAAAAUCUGAGAGCUGGACCUGCGCAAAAGAAGGACUAA